Danio aesculapii is the source of this 1271-nucleotide messenger RNA. RefSeq names its product NADH:ubiquinone oxidoreductase subunit A9a (gene ndufa9a). The record is from RefSeq and is a predicted model, not a curated record. Lineage: Eukaryota; Metazoa; Chordata; Actinopteri; Cypriniformes; Danionidae. Gene Ontology annotation, molecular function: protein-containing complex binding. Bases 29 to 1171 code for a protein of 380 amino acids. Gene Ontology annotation, cellular component: mitochondrion. The transcript has 11 exons.
UUCCGUCUCCGUUCUGACGGCCAUAAUCAUGGCGGCUGUCGCUCUGAUUUGCCGUCCUGCGGGUGUCCUUCCCAAGCUUUCGGGCACCUGUUCUCCGGUGUUGCUGGCAGCAGCUCCUGUGACGGUACAGCAGAGGAAGAUCCAUCAUGCCGUGGUGCCCCAUGGAGCAGGAGGCCGCUCAUCCUCCAGUGGACUCGCUGCCACUGUUUUUGGAGCCACUGGCUUUCUUGGCCGAUAUGUAGUCAACCGUCUCGGACGUAUGGGUUCCCAGGUUGUGAUCCCUUACCGAUGUGACCAGUACGAUCUCAUGUACCUCAGACCUAUGGGCGAUUUGGGACAGAUCAUCUUUAUGGAAUGGGAUCCAAGAAACAAGGAAUCAAUCCAAAGAGCAAUCUCUCACUCCAACGUGGUAAUCAACCUUGUCGGAAGAGAAUGGGAGACCAGCAACUACAAGUUUGAAGAUGUGUUCGUCUCCAUCCCUCAGCAGAUCGCGAGGGCAACUCGUGAAGCUGGAAUUAAAAAGUUCAUUCAUAUGUCGCACCUUAACUCAGACAUCCGCAGCCCCUCCAAGUAUCUGAGAAAUAAGGCAGUAGGUGAGGAGGCGGUGAGAAACGAGUUCCCUGAUGCCAUCAUUAUGAAACCCUCUGAGCUCUUUGGAAGAGAGGACAGGUUCUUGAACCACUUUGCUAACAUGCGCUGGUUUGGCACAGCUGUACCUCUAAUUGCAAUGGGCAAGAAGACAGUCAAGCAGCCUGUUCAUGUGGUGGAUGUGGCCAAAGCCAUCCUUAAUGCUGUCCAGGACCCUGAAGCUAAUGGGAAAACCUAUGCACUAGUGGGGCCCAAUCGGUAUCUACUUCAUGAUUUGGUUGAAUAUUUGUACUCUGUGGCCCACAGGCCAUUUUUGCCAUACCCUUUGCCUCGUCCUCUCUAUCACCUCGUCGCAAGGUUUUUUGAGAUGAACCCUUUCGAGCCCUGGACAACCCGUGAUAAAGUCGACCGGUUGCACACAUCGGACUUGAAGUACCCUGACCUCCCGGGACUAGAGGAUUUGGGCAUCACCCCUGCUUCCAUCGAGCAGAAGGCCAUUGAAACCUUGCGCCGCCAUCGGCGUCAAAGAUUCUUUGAAGCAGCGGUUGGAGAGACUAAGCCCGCCAAAACAGUCAACUUUUAAACAAGAAGUGGUCGCUCUUGUGUCCAGUAUGCUCUCUGCUGGUCGUCACGUUGUCUAGAUUUACUUUUUGCUGUACAUAAAUAAAGAUAUUCAACCUGUA